AUGAGCGAUGGUGAUCUGGCACUCGAGUAUUCACGGCUGGAGCACCUUUACCCCGAGGACCCUACAGCGAGGGUGGAAGUAGAGGGUACAACGAGCGAGGCUGGUCUCAGGGAUCACGCCGGAGACCUACUCAACAAGAUCUUUAACGAUCGAGAGGAUGACGAGUCAGCUACCUUGAGGCCGAUUAUAUUCGUCGGUCAUAGUUUGGGCGGGAUUCUCAUUAAGAGAAUGUUCUUUGCAACGCCACAUUGGGGCAUCGAUCGGUCGUCAUGGAGGGACUUCCUCCGCCAUGUAUUGCAGUACGAUGCGCCAGUCCCAGAUGCUGAACCCACAGGGAAGAUGUUGAGGGAUCUUAAGGAAAAUAGCGGUACCAUCUUGGGCAUAUCCAGUGACUUUAAGCCUCUACAUGGAGAUUUGGCUUUUGUGACAUUUAUGGAGGAUAGGCCAAUGAAGGGGCUCAAGUACGUCCUGUUAGAUGAGGGCCGCGGAGCCAUGCGCGCGCCUACAGAACGCGUGCAGAACUUGUCUGGGGACCACGUUGAAAUCUGCAAGUUCGGAAAAGACGACGAUAGUAAAGAUGCCUUCCAAACGGUUCAGGAUGAUAUUGAAUGGCUGAUUGGGCAGAAACCAAAAGCGAUAGCACGCGGCGAUCUUCAGGCACUGCUACGGGCGACCCUUCAUCAGGCGUUGCGGCUUGUACCUGACCUAGUCACGAAGUAUCUUCUUCCGAGGUUUAAAAAGGCGCAGGAACGAGAGGUCGGUGACCAGGAGAUCUGGACAGCGGACACUCUGAGAGAUGUUUGGCCUGAUGCUAUGGCCGAGGUCACGGCGCGUCGUGAUCUGGUGGUCGUCAUUGAUGGGUUUGACGAACUCCGGAGAAAAUGCCAGGAAGCAUUUCUGGACUGCCUUGAGAAAUUCGAGAAGAUAUCUCCAACCCCCCCAAAACUCAGAUUGCUAGUGCUGUCCCGUGAAAGUCAUGGAAUUGAGUCGCUGCCUACUCGGUUUGUUGAGGCAUUUGAGACGUACACAGUGAAGCCCGAGGAUACUAGAAAGGAUAUCCUAAAGACCGUGAAGGCGGGGAUGGGCUAUAUCUGGAACCGUGUGGCAGGGAAUACCGCAUAUCUUGAUCGAGGAGAGACAUGCGAGACCAUCGUUGAACGUUCGAAGGGGAGGUACCUAUGGGCGACGUUGGUAGUCGAGGAAUUGAACCGGACACGCGUCAUCAACGAGAUUCAAAUACAAAGGAUAAUCCAGAGCGCUCCGCAAGACAUCACAGGGCUUUACGGUCGCAUUUUAGAAAAGAUGUGCGAGAAAAAACAGACCAGAGUGUCAUUCAUCAAGCAGGUUCUGCUAUGGGCUGUUUUCCAACAAGAAAGACUCCAAGUGGCCGGCUUCAACAUCGGCAAAGCCUUGGGCAUGGCUAUGGAGAUGUACCCCCGAAAGAAAAUUACUAGCCAGGAGGCGGAGGAAUUCCUUGACGGGAAUGUCGAGACCAAGGUUGAUUUAUAUUGUGGUCAGCUUGUCCAGUUUCGGCAUGGGCGCCUAGAACUGGUUCACAGGAGCUUCAAGGAGUACCUUCUCAUGGAUCUCCCAAAGAAAGCUAGCAAACCCUUCCUCGGGGGGCUUUACUUGGGCUGGGAGCAUUCUCACGCAACGCUCGCAAAUAUCUGCAUCGCAUACUUGACCUUACCCUAUUUUGAGGACUCUGGAACCUCACUAGAGGCUGGGCGGAUGGAUCUAUGGGAGUCUAAGGUGCGUAGAAGGAUCUGGAAGCAUCCGUUUGUGAGGUAUGCUUCGCUCUACUGGUACAAGCAUCUCAGUGCGGCGGGUAAAGCCUGGCCUGGUAAUGGCAACCGCCAAGUUAAGGAGGAACAAAGGCAAAUGCUAGAGGACGCCACAACGGGAUAUGCGAAGUGCUGGACGGAAGUCUGGUGGUUUUACACGAGAGGGCCUACCCAAGUGUAUCCACAAGAGCGUCUCGCCAGGAAGAUAAUCUCUAUGUCAAAGCCUUCCAUAGCGCUCAAAGAGGAACCGGCAACGGCUUCUCCAUCCGAAACGAAGAAACCCACGGGGGCAGAAAAACCGCCCAGUUUAUCUCGAGACAAGCCAUCCGUUGUGGGAAAUUCUCCCGCCGAGUCAAAAACUGCAAACGCACCCGUCGCCUCACCUAUCCCCGAAGCACGUCCAGAGUUCAUGCCGAGAGGCAAAGCAGAUAGAGUUGACGCAGUCAAACGCGAGUCAUCCAACACCCCUAAACGGCAACACCAAUUCUCAGAAAGCCCAAAGUCUGUGCCAACAAGCCCCGCGCAGUCCAGAAGGGACCCAUCCCUGAACGAAGCUCCCAGGAAGAAACAACUUCAAGAUACUCUGCCCAAUAACAACGAGCCACCCUGGGAUAAGGAGUCCAAGACGGAGCCGCCCAAAGUAAGGCCCCCGCAGGAAACAUCUCCCGAAGCCGGAAAAGGCAAGCGCCCGGGUUGGUGGGCCCGAGUGAAGAGAGCAGGGACAUCUUUCGUGUACGAGGCAUUGGAUUUCGAGCCAUGA
Messenger RNA from Scedosporium apiospermum, 2544 nucleotides. RefSeq lists its product as uncharacterized. The record is from RefSeq and is a predicted model, not a curated record. The coding region runs from base 1 to 2544 and encodes 847 amino acids. The transcript has 6 exons. Lineage: Eukaryota; Fungi; Ascomycota; Sordariomycetes; Microascales; Microascaceae.